Molecule: messenger RNA, 6318 nt
Organism: Esox lucius (northern pike)
Lineage: Eukaryota; Metazoa; Chordata; Actinopteri; Esociformes; Esocidae
Gene: cdca4
Product: cell division cycle associated 4
Exons: 2
Coding region: 4313-5152 (279 amino acids)
Cellular component (GO): nucleus
Molecular function (GO): transcription regulator activity
Source: RefSeq, a predicted model, not a curated record
UCUGUUUCUUCAGUGUGGCUUUUGUUCAUGGUUUCCCCCAGUUCAAGCAAUGGCCUGUCGAUCAAGACCUAUGUGUCCGCCCACUUCACCCUUCCCUCUGCCGCAGCUGGCCAGGCCGCCUGGCAGCAGCAGUGCUUCGUCUGCAAUCUGUAGUGGGGAAGCUGAGAGAGCUGCGCCUUUAAUUCGUUUAUUCAAGAAGAGCACAUGAAUCCUUGGUUAAAAAAGCGGAUAGAGUAAAGGUAAGCUCCAUAAAACGAAAUAUCAGCCAGGGAAUGUGCUGGGGGUAACUAUUUAAACGGUAAUUCUGUUCUUUAAAAAUAAGUAGUCUUGAAUGUGUUGCAAAUGCGCGGCCGAUUUCGAACGCAGUUGGUCAAUGCGGAAGUUCACGAGCAAAAUGUAUUGCUGUGUUACAUAGCUAUGUUACAUUGUACGGCUGGUUACAUGUCGGCACACUGAUUUGCGCUAUGAUGUGCGCCAUUAAGAAGUGGUCUUUCAGGAUACAUGUUACUAGUGUUAGCGAGCAGAAGUUAACGCGAAUAGCUACAUAGUAUAUUCAAAAUGGCUUCCUUUUUGUCGCUUCCCUUUCCCUCUAGCCUCCAAUAAUGUUUGAGUCUGGAAAGUAAGUGAAGUCAAAAAGGUACAACUCAUAACAUUUUAUAUAAAACAUAUACCUCGGCGAUUCUUUAUUUGUAAUUUUUUUACUGAUAGAACUACAUGUAGUUUGAACCGUAGCGCUAUUUGUCAUCGUCCGGCGAUAAAUGCGGCGUUAUGACCACGUCAGUACGGUGGGGGGAAGGUAGGAGUACAUUACCUGGGUGGAGCUUCCACAGGAGAAAGAUGUUGGCUUUCCUUGUGGGUCUGUAUUUUUCUGGAUGUUUAGAUCACAGCCACACAGACGUUUUAAAAGUUUAACUAAGCUCUAAUUGUUUUUGACUGAUAUUUCAUGGCUAAAAUAAGUAUUUUGGAACCCUAGUAAAAAAUAGUAUGGAUUUAACCAUCCUAUUUGAUUGCUAUUGGUGGUUUGAACACUUGUGAAUUAUUAAAAAAAUUAAAUACAUCUAUGAAUAAUAUAUAAGACCAUUUUUGUCUAUUAGGAUUUCUAUCAAAAUAUAAUAAUACGAAAGGAGAUUAAUAGUACAAUAAAACAUAAGAUUCAUACUAAAAUUCAAUCCAGUACAAUGGGCCGAAAUCUUGAUAGAAAUCCUAUAGGAUUUUUGACUUUGAAAAUCACAGACAGGGAUGUAGUUAAUGUCCCAGUCUGGUGGUAAAUCUUGUUCUAGUCCAUUUUUGUGCCCCAAAAAAAUGUUUGUUUGAUGAAGCUUCAGUGCUUCACUUUGCUAAAUUCUUCUAUCCCUUUCAGAUUGGAAUUGCGGGAUUGUUGCGGUAUUCCUUCUAAAUACAAAAAAAUGUUGAAACAUAAAUGUUUGCGCCUUUUCAUACUCCAUUUGCGCUAGACAGGAAUUCUGAGACGUGCAAUAACCACAGUCCAUUCAGAGAUGUAGCCCAGAGUUUGGGGCUGAUAGAGUUGACUGACAUUCAUUGGCUUGCUAAUCAUAUAUAUUAUUAUUAUUUGGUAUUAUGUACUAUUAACUGAAAUAGAACAACAAUGUUUGUACUACUGAUGGCUGCGGCAUAAAUAACUAUUACUUAUUUUCUGGCCUUUAAUAUGAAAACAUGUAUUAUUACAUAGUUUUGUAUUAACAUUUGUAGUUAGCUAUGCAUUUUAACCGCAGACUUUAUGAAUAUGUAAUAUUAUUAUCCUUGAAUUGUUCUUGUGCAUGCAGUUAGCUACCAUUUGUUUUGCCUAACUAACCUAAAUAGCAUUUAUUAUUAUGUGUUUUGGUAUUAUCUUAUAUAUAUAUAAAUACAUUUAAAUAACUAUCUAGCUAUGUACAUAUGAGGAAAAUAUAAUGACUUUUGCCACUGCACAAGCUUUUAACAUUACGUUUACCUUGUUGGCUUAGAUUUUCAAAUGUUUCAACUGCUGGCUAAUGACACGUUGGCUUAAUAACUAUCUACUACUUCUGGGCAUGUAUUAUUACACAGUUUGGUGUUAACUAUGAUUUUUUUGUAGAGAGCCAAAGGGAACAAAAUUCUGUCAAAGAACAGCCUGUUCAAGUUGAUUUCUGUGUACGUACAGUAUACAAGGUUUAUUUAUACACAUGUGAAUUGAACAUUUGUUUUUUUUGCAUAUUCUACAUUGCCCAAGGCAACCUUCUAGACUGUAUUGACAACCAGGGGAUCAACAAUUUUUUUGCAAGUAGGCUUAAGUGCCUUCCUCAAACUUUUGGUCACUGGCCAAACAGCCUUAACAGCAGGGCUAUCUGCCAUUGUUAUUAAUGCUAAUAUCAGUUUAGGCAUAUGUUAUUUGCCAAUGUAACAAGCCAGGAGGAAGACACAGUGCACAUUUGUAUACCUUGCUUGAAACCACUGAAGAUAAUAAAUGUAAUUUUAGUGGAUUUGUGUCAGUGUAGUUUACAUUCAUUUCUGUUGAAUUAAAGUGAUUGCCUGACGUCAAAAUACUAGAUACUCAUUAGCUAAGCUAUUGGAUCAAUAACUACUAUGCUCUAAGGCUCAUUACAAAAUUCUAUUAAACAGACACACAUUCCUUUUCAAACUUUUCAGUACAUUUUUGACUUCUUGGAGUUGGUCACAGCAAAGCAAAUCCCUGAAAACCCAGCUGACCAUGCCUACAAGAAACAUUUUCCCUGAAAAAGUACAGUUUGUUACUUAAGUGUGGCGUACAAAUAUUAAGUAGACCUAAACACUGUUACCAAUCCACUGCAAGCAGUUUGAAAGUCAGUCAUGUUUGAGUUUUGAUUUGAAAUACCAGAGGUAAUUGGGAGUUGACUAACUUAAGUUUUUAGUUAUGCUGCAGAGGAUGUCAGCUUGUAUUCUGGUCUGUCUCUACAGUGCGGUGAUGUCAUUCUUGUGUCAGGUAGGCAGAUCUACCCCCAAUGUUAUGUUUUAUCCGUUUAGCUAACAGUUAUUACAUUUUUUCUGUGGUCUUUUUGACUAUCAAAUAAAUCAUCACCAUUUGCAUAAAGAUUCCACACCUUCAAUAUUAAAUACUUUUUUGCAUUAUGUAUGUGUUUGUUGUUGUUUUUUUUUGCCUGCAACUAACAGUUUGGUGUACAAAAUGAUGCAUACUGCACCUCGCUCUUCCUGAAGCUUCAGCAACCUUCAGGUUCAUACACAAUGCAAUGUGGCACACACAAUUUGCAUUGAGGGUAUAGCAGGCAUUUGUAGCUGCUCAUAGCCUUUCACAAAUCUUUGGCACCUGGUCUCAGUAGCCGAGUGUUAGUGUGUUAGUGUAUCCCCUCUUCCCCUGUUUUGCGCACACACACACACACACACAUCACCCAUUGACGUUGGAUGUAAUGUGCAUUGAUGUGCUGGUUACUGUCAUGUGUUCUCCCUGCUCUAGAUGCAUGUUUGUCACUAAGGCUCCCACAGCGCUGGUUGGCUGGCCACCAUAGGGUCGAGGCAAGUGUUAAGCACUCCCCUCAGUACUAGAUGUAUGCACAAAGUGGUGUUUAACCAUUUUCUGUGUGUGUGUCUGUCAUUUUGUAUUUACUCAGCAUUGUUUAGUAUAACAAAUGCUUGCAUCUGAUUGGGGUCUCUUUUUUUAAUUUUUUUUCCGGACUAUGCUUGAAUUGUCAGAGGUCCGAUUUCCACAUCUUCAUUUUUUAUUUUUUUGCUUUCUUGCCAAUGGCUCCAGCAAGUCUGUUCAUAUUUAAUUCAGAAAUAUGUACUUUUGAUAAUAAUUUAUCAAUACUGACACUGGUGGAAAAAAAUAUUGAUAAUUUAACUAAAGAAUUGUCCUUUGAUAAUCCUGGUACAAGGUUGAAGGUGCACUAUUUUGUCUGUAAACAUAUAUGUAUUUUUGAAUCCCUUUGUCUUAACAGGCAUUUACAAAAAUGUAAUGUUGGAAGAUGUGCUCAAUGGACGUUGGCGCCGAUAAUCAACAAAUCCUCUCAGUUCAAAUAAUGCCCUUCUGUCAUUGUUCCUCCUACUGUUUCACCCAAACAACUGUUGCACACAAACAAGCUUUGAGUUUACUACCCGUUUGAAGACUGGAAGGCUAGAGUGUUCUCCAAUCCCAGGGAUUAUGGUAGCAGGCUGUACCGUUUCAUCAGUGUGGUGAUCUAAGUCGGAUGUUCCACUCAGCAGGCACCUUACAGGUCUGCCUGAUAAGACCUGAAAGAAAUUUAAGAACAGAAGCAGUUGUUCAUUAACGUGCUGAAGCAAUGAGCAAAAGAGGAAGCCGCCUCGUUCAUAUGCCCGUGCAACGUCGUAGGAAAGGACCAACAUGUACUCCAAAGGCACCAAGCGUAAGUUCUCUGGCAGCGCGGACACAGCGACGGACGAUAAGGCCAUGGCGGCAUCUUAUAGCCUGCAGCGCCAGUCUCUGCUGGACAUGUCCCUGAUAAAGCUGCAGCUGUGCCACAUGCUGGUGGAGCCCAACCUGUGCCGUUCGGUGCUCAUCGCCAACACGGUGCGUCAGAUCCAGGAGGAAAUGACCCACGACGGCAGCUGGCAGGUGGUAACCGAGGCUUUUAGUAGCCCCAGCCAUGGGCCAUCUGACCGCCUGGUGGCCACUGAGGUUCUGUGCCGGUCGCCGGUGCUGGAGCAGCAGGGCGGCGGACCGAAGCUCUACUCGGUGAUGGGCUACAACGGUUGCCGUGAGGAGGAAGUGGUGACAGACAAGGCAUUAUGUUCUGUGGCUGUUGGCGACGGGGCCCCGGCACUUUUGUUGGGGACCAUUGGCCACUGCUGGGACAGGGCGGAACUGAGAGUGGCGGAAGUAGAGGCAGGGGUCAGCGAAGACUCUUUGUCAGGUUCGGGGGAUGAGGAGGAAACGAGGUGUAGGGAGGGGACUAAACUGGCAACAGGGCAAGUGUUCGGGAUGUUCGAGAUCAAGAACAGCCCCCCUGGGUCAGACCCGGCACUCGAGGAGCUGUUCUCUGACGUUGAUGCCUCAUAUUAUGACUUGGACACCAUGCUCACAGGCAUACAGAGCACCCCCAAGAUGGGGCCUUAUGACCUUCUGGACAGCCUGGCCUCCUCACACGGUCCCACGUCCAACUCCACCUGUAGAGCCGAUCUCAAUGAACUAGACCACAUUAUGGAGAUCAUUGUGGGCUCAUAGCUUAGACUCAAAACUGAAAGACUCCUCUGUUGAACUUGUGCCACUGCCUUUUUUUGUCUUGUAUGUGUGAACAUACAUUAUUUACAUACGGCAAUCUUUAUGGUAACUGUGUGAAGUCCAUCUAUGUGCAAUGAAAUGUUGAUCUGAAAAGGUUCACGAUUUCUCAAGUUCACCAUAGUUCCAAGUUCACCAUAAUAAUUUCUUAUAUUUGUUUUGUAUUUGAAUGUGUACUCUCUUCUGUUGUAAUUUUCAUGUAGUUGUUGGUUUAAUUUAUUGUACUUAUUACACUACAUGAAUUCAAAGCAGCACACCAUAUUCACAUGAAUUAUACAUAUGUUCUUUAAAAAAAUAAUGUAUAUAAAUAUACAAGUAUAUAUUUUGUACUAUAGAGACCGUCUGAGAAUUGUUCCAGUCUGUCUGUUUCCCCCCUAUAUUUCUAUCUUUGGUUGUGUCCUUGAGCUACAAAGGCAAAGAGGCAUUGUCAAAAACAUAAAUUCUGUUGUCUGCUCACAAUGUGAUGCACCUGUGUUUUUUCUAUGGUUUGAUGCUAUAUGCACCAUGUACAGUAUUCUUUAAAAACACAUUGCCUUCUUGAGCCAUAUAAUCCUUUCUCGCUGUCACCUACCAUAUGUUGCCAUUUGUUUGCUAUUAGAAGUCAGUCACAUAUGUUCUUUUUUUGUCUCCUUACAAGUGAAGAAUUAUAAUGGGUCAUCGUGUUAUGUUAUGGCUUUUAAGUUAUUUUAUUUAUUAGAUGCAAACGUGGGUGUUAAACCUGGCAAUACUUAAGGUUGCAGAAGCUUUUUAGUUUUCAAACAUGAAUUGGUAUUUGGAUUCAUGACUUUCUAUGCAUGCUUACCAAAGUGACUCUAAUUCAAAACAAAAACUGAGAACAUGCAAAGAAUUGUGCUAUUCAGGUGGCCUAUUCAAACAACAACUAAUAUAUUUUACCAUGUUUCAAGUGUGCACUUAGGCACAAUAUACUAUUGUCAGUAAACCCAUGAUUGCUGAUUAAACAAGCCAUGAGGUGGGAAAUAUUGCAUUUCUAUUUUAUAAAUACCGGUAAGUACUGUACAUUUGUGACCAUGCGCUAGAUUAGAUUAUGCAUUUUUGAUAAAAAUUUAACUAGAAGUUUAUACCAUUUUUAAUAAAAGUUACAACAUACUGUA